AGGCACCGCCCCUGCUCCCGGGCCGCCGCUGCCCGCCCCUAGCCCUGGCAUCCAGAGCACGGGUCGAGGAGCCCAGGCCAUGGGGCCCCCUCGGGGAAGCGGCACCAGGUGGUCUGGACGCCCGGAGCGGCGCCGCCUCCCCAUCGGCUAGACGACAGAAGCUCCAGGACACUUCCUGCACCUUCAGACUGCCCAAGAUGCUGCCGGCCAGCCUCCUCUUCCUCCUUCUGGGGGGCGCUCUGGCACAUCCAGACCGGAUCAUUUCCCCAAAUCCCGCUUGUAAGGAGCCCCCAGCGGUGCUGUUGGAAGCACAGGGCACUUUACAGAGGCCCCUGGGCCGGGAGAGCCGCAGCUUCCCUGCCAACUGCACCUGGCUCAUCCUGGGCAGCAAGGAGCAGACUGUAACUGUCAGGUUCCAGAAGCUGCACCUGGCCUGUGGCUCAGAGCACCUAAUCCUGCACUCUCCUCUCCAGCCACUCAUCUCCCUAUGCCAGGCACCUGCCGGCCCCCUGCAGCUGCCUGGGGGCAACGUCACUAUCACCUACACCUAUGUUGGGGGCAGAGCACCCAUGGGCCAGGGCUUCUUGCUCUCCUACAGCCAAGACUGGCUGAUGUGCCUGCAGGAAGAGUUCCAGUGCCUGAACCACCGCUGUGUGCCCUGGGCCCAGCGCUGCAAUGGCGUCGAUGCCUGUGGGGAUGGCUCUGAUGAGGCCGGCUGCAGCUCACACCCCUUCCUUGGCCCGACCCUAGCUCCUGUCCCUGCCCCACCCUGCAAUCGCACCUUGGAGGACUUCUAUGGGGUCUUCUCCUCCCCCGGAUACUCACAUCUAGCAUCAGGCUCCCACCCCCAGUCCUGCCUCUGGCUGCUGGACCCCCACGAUGGCCGGCGGCUGGCGGUGCACUUCACAGCCCUGGAUCUGGGCUACGGGGAUGCAGUACAUGUGUAUGAUGGCACCGGACCCCCUGAAACUACCCGGCUGCUGCGCAGCCUCACCUACUUCAGCAAUGGCAAGGCUGUCACUGUGGAGACGCUCUCUGGCCAGGCUGUCGUGGCCUACCACACAGUUGCUUGGAGCAGUGGUCGGGGCUUCAACGCCACCUACCACGUGCGGGGCUACUGCUUGCCUUGGGAUCGGCCCUGUGGCUCGGGUUCCAGCCUAGGGGCUGGUGAGGGCCUAGGUGAGCGCUGCUAUAGUGAGGCACAGCGUUGCGAUGGCUCUUGGGACUGUGCCGAUGGCACAGACGAGGAGAACUGCCCUGGCUGCCCACCUGGACACUUCCCCUGUGGGCCUACUGGCACUCCUGGUGCCACAGCCUGCUACCUGCCUGCUGACCGCUGCAACUACCAGACCUUCUGUGCAGACGGAGCAGAUGAGAAACGCUGUCGGCACUGCCAGCCUGGCAACUUCCGAUGCCGGGACGAGAAGUGCGUGUAUGAAACGUGGGUGUGCGAUGGGCAGCCAGACUGUGCCGACGGCAGCGAUGAGUGGGAUUGCUCCUAUGCCCUGCCCCGCAAAGUCAUCACAGCUGCGGUCAUUGGCAGCCUAGUGUGUGGUCUGCUGCUGGUCAUUGCCCUGGGCUGUACCUGCAAGCUGUACGCCAUACGCACCCAGGAGUACAGCAUCUUUGCUCCUCUCUCCCGGGUGGAGGCCGAGAUCGUGCAACAGCAGGCACCUCCCUCCUAUGGGCAGCUCAUCGCCCAGGGUGCCAUCCCACCUGUAGAGGACUUCCCUGUAGAGAACCCGAUUGACAACUCGGUGCUGGGCAACCUACGUUCUCUGCUCCAGAUCUUGCGCCAGGAUAUGACUCCAGGGGGUACCUCAGGUGCCCGCCGCCACCAGCGGGGCCGCUCAGUGCGCCGCCUAGUACGCCGUCUCCGCCGCUGGGGCCUGCUUCCUCGAACCAACCCCCCAGCCCGGGCCCCCGAGACCAGAUCCCAGGUCACACCUUCCGCUUCUCCCCUCGAGGCCCUAGAUGGCAGCACAGGUCCAGCCUGUGAGGGUGGGGCAGUAGGUGGGCAGGAUGGGGAUCAGGCCCCUCCACUGCCUGUCAAGGCACCCCUCCCAUCUGCUGGCACAUCCCCUGCCCACUCUGAGGCCCCAGGGCCACUGGCCUCACCGCCCCUCGAGCCAUCACUGCUGUCUGGAAUGGUGCAGGUCCUGCGGGGCCGCCUCCUGCCCAGCCUGCAUACCCCGGGAGCAGCCCGGGCCCUGCCUGGACCUCACACGGUCCUGUCCCCAGAGGACGAGGAUGAUGUGUUGCUUCUGCCACUGGCAGAGCCGGAGGUCUGGGUGGUCGAGGCGGAGGAUGAGCCACUGCUUACCUGAGGGGUCCUGGCUUCCCAGGGGGUUCUAGUCCCUGUGGCAACAGCUUCCACUCCACCCCUUCCCUCCCUGUCCCACAGUCCGAGGGCACUUGUGGGCCUCCCAUUGUCCCUGUGUAGCUGCUGUAAAGUUAGGUGUCCCUCCGGCGGGGAGAAGGCUCACACAGAGCCCUUCUGCACACAGCCAGGACCACGCUCUCCCCGCCACCACCCUUUCCCCACGCUGCCACCAUUCGGGUAGCUGUUUUUUAAAAGCAAAGUGCUUAAAGGGGCAUAGGCCUGGACACUCCAUCCUUGCCAAAGCCUUACCCAAAAGUGACCUUAUGCACCAGGAUGCCAAUUGGCUGGAGAUGUUCCAGCCCCCAAGGGCAGAAUUUAGGCAGGGUUUGAGGUCUUGUCAACUAUAAUCCCUCCUGCAGGGCCUGGCUCAUAGAAAGAGCUCAACAAAUGCAGCUUGUCCCAUAGUUGGGUCAUUCCCCAGGAAGCCAAGGUGAAAAUAAAGGAACCAUAAAUUUAAAAAUUUUUGCAAAUUA
Molecule: messenger RNA, 2856 nt
Organism: Loxodonta africana (African savanna elephant)
Lineage: Eukaryota; Metazoa; Chordata; Mammalia; Proboscidea; Elephantidae
Gene: LRP10
Product: LDL receptor related protein 10
Exons: 7
Coding region: 198-2327 (709 amino acids)
Cellular component (GO): plasma membrane
Molecular function (GO): protein binding
Source: RefSeq, a predicted model, not a curated record